Molecule: messenger RNA, 3390 nt
Organism: Carcharodon carcharias (great white shark)
Lineage: Eukaryota; Metazoa; Chordata; Chondrichthyes; Lamniformes; Lamnidae
Gene: ezh2
Product: enhancer of zeste 2 polycomb repressive complex 2 subunit
Exons: 19
Coding region: 981-3149 (722 amino acids)
Biological process (GO): chromatin remodeling
Molecular function (GO): histone H3K27 methyltransferase activity; protein binding
Source: RefSeq, a predicted model, not a curated record
UGGAGUUGGUUUUGCCCUAAAUGAAAGGGUCUUGGAUGCAUUGCCAGAACUUUCUAAUUGCAUAAAUGAAAGACUCAACUUCAUGUAGAGCUCAGCUGUAACCAAUGUGCCACCAUCAUCAGCGCUUAUCUCCUGACCAUUGACUCCAGUAAAGAAGCUGAGAACAAGUUUUAUUCUGACCUUGAUUAAGUCCUUACUGCCAUCCUAAAACAAAGGAUUACCCUUCUGGGGUCUUUAAUGCCGGGCGUGGCUGUGGUGUCUGGAGCAGCACUACUCGGGGGAUAAGAGAGGGAUGGGAAAAGCCGAUACAAGUGGUGUCCUCCUGCUGCCAGUGUGCUCAGCACAACCUCAUAAAACCCCUUUUCUUCAGAAGGACAAAUACAAGAUCACAUGCUGGCAUCCUAGAUCAAACCAUUGGCACCUCCUGGAUUAUGUCGUUGAUUAGGUCAAAGAUCUAAGUGCUGUCUGUAUCACUCUAUCCAAGCAGGGGACUGAUGUUUGCUGGGCAGAUCAUAGAUUUGUUUGAGUGGUGAUGAACAGCCACCUAGCACCAAGACAGUGCAAGCCCAAAAGUCCAUGAGAAAGGAGAUCAAUGUCCCAACUCAAAAGGAGCCUGACCGAAGAGAGAAAUUCCAAGUGCAGCUCAUGACCAAUCUGAAAAAUCUUCACACAUCCAACUCAAUUCCAGAACAGUGGGAUCAAAUAAGGUCACUCCUGUGCCCAGACCAUUGGGUUUGAGCAUUGUUGUCACCAGACUGGUUAGAUUAAAAUGAUGCUGAAAUAUGUGACCACCUGAAACAAAAAUGAGCAGCCUUCAUUGACAAGAUAAGGUGGCAAGUCAAGAUGGCAACAUUCCAACAGCUCUAGACUGACAUCCAAAGGGAAAUCCAGAAAAUAAAGGCCACCUGAUGGGAAGAGAGAACGUGAGAGAUCCAGUGCUGAAUUUCAGUAUUAUGAAGAUGCUAUCCUGAUUACAGAGUAUGUUCAAUGCAAAUCGCCAAAAAAUCAAAGAAAAAACAGAAAUCUUGAACCAGGAUUGGAAGCAGCACAGGAUACAACCUGUUCACAUUAUGACUUCUGUGAGCACAAUGCGUGGUACCAGAGAGUGUGCUGUGGAGAGCGGAUUCCCAGAGUUUCCAAAGCAGGUCAUUCCCUUGAAGACCUUGAAUGCUGUGGCCUCAAUCCCGGUUAUGUAUUCCUGGUCCCCCCUUCAGCAAAAUUUCAUGGUGGAAGAUGAAACUGUUUUACAUAACAUUCCUUACAUGGGAGAUGAAAUCUUAGAUCAAGAUGGGACUUUCAUUGAAGAACUGAUCAAAAACUAUGAUGGAAAGGUGCACGGAGACAGAGAAUGUGGUUUCAUCAAUGAUGAGAUCUUUGUAGAGCUAGUAAAUGCUCUGACCCAGUACAGUGAUAAUGAUGAAGAGGAGGAUGAUGAUGAUGAUGAUCAAGAGAACAAAUCUGAGAAGACAGAUGGAAGUGACAUCAAAGAAGAAAGCAAUGAUUCCAGAAAAGAUUAUCAGGAGAUCAAUAUGGAUGUUAAAGAAUGUGAUGAAGGGAAGAAAAAACCGUGUGACAAGAUAUUUGAAGCAAUUUCAUCCAUGUUCCCAGAUAAAGGUACACCAGAAGAGCUGAAAGAAAAGUACAAAGAAUUGACAGAACAGCAGCUUCCUGGAGCACUUCCUCCAGAGUGUACACCAAAUAUUGAUGGACCAAAUGCCAAAUCGGUUCAACGAGAACAGAGCUUACACUCAUUCCAUACUCUGUUCUGUAGACGCUGCUUUAAAUAUGACUGUUUCCUACAUCCUUUUCAUGCUACUCCUAAUACAUACAAACGUAAAACUCCUGAGACCAGAGCGGAGACAGAACAAUGUGGACCAGACUGCUGUUUGUUUCUGGAUGGAGCGAAGGAUUUUGCAGUGGCCUUGACAGCUGAACGAAUAAAAACACCACCUAAGCGCCCAGGUGGGCGCCGCAGAGGACGCCAUCCAAAUAGCACAAGCCGACCCAGUACACCAACAAUAAACCAAUCUGAGGCUAAAGAUACAGACAGUGACAGAGAGGCUGGAACAGAUACUGGAGGCGAGAUAAAUGACAAAGAUGAAGAGGACAAAAAGGAUGAUACCACAAGCUCCUCUGAGGCAAACUCCAGAUGUCAAACCCCUGUUAAGAUGAAGUUGACAUCUGAUCUUUCUGAUGUGGAGUGGAGUGGAGCUGAAGCCUCGCUGUUCCGAGUUCUACAUGGCACUUACUACAAUAACUUCUGUGCUAUAGCUAAGUUAUUGGGAACCAAAACAUGUGGACAGGUGUAUGAGUUUGCAGUGAAAGAAUCUAAUAUCAUGGCCCGUGUCCCUGCGGAGGAUGCUGAUACACCCCCUAGAAAAAAGAAGAGAAAGCAUAGGUUGUGGGCUGCACACUGUAGAAAAAUACAACUAAAGAAAGAUGGUUCAUCCAAUCAUGUUUACAACUACCAGCCCUGUGACCACCCACGUCAGCCCUGUGACAGUUCCUGUCCUUGUGUCAUGGCUCAAAACUUCUGUGAAAAGUUCUGUCAAUGCAGUUCUGAAUGUCAGAACAGAUUUCCCGGUUGUCGUUGCAAAGCCCAAUGCAACACCAAGCAAUGUCCUUGUUAUCUUGCUGUGCGUGAAUGUGAUCCUGAUUUGUGCCAAACCUGUGGAGCUGCUGAUCACUGGGAUAGUAAGAAUGUGUCCUGCAAAAACUGCAGCAUCCAGAGAGGAUCCAAAAAGCACUUACUGCUAGCACCAUCUGACGUUGCAGGAUGGGGCAUUUUCAUCAAAGAGCCAGUGCAGAAAAAUGAAUUCAUCUCUGAAUAUUGUGGAGAGAUUAUAUCUCAGGAUGAAGCUGAUCGUCGUGGCAAAGUUUACGACAAAUAUAUGUGCAGCUUCCUUUUCAACCUGAACAAUGACUUUGUUGUUGAUGCAACACGCAAGGGUAACAAAAUACGUUUUGCCAACCAUUCCGUCAAUCCUAACUGUUAUGCCAAAGUAAUGAUGGUUAAUGGAGACCAUAGAAUUGGCAUCUUUGCCAAAAGAGCGAUCCAGACUGGAGAGGAAUUAUUCUUUGACUACAGGUACAGUCAAGCUGAUGCCCUUAAAUAUGUUGGUAUAGAGAGAGAGAUGGAAAUUCCAUGAAAAUUAAACUGCCUCAGUUGAAAACAUGGGCAGCUGCUUUUACAUUUCAGGAUUUCUAUGUACUGUAUGGAGACAUAUUUAAACAACUCUGGUUGAUUAAAACAAACUACUGUGAUAAUUUAUACUGUAAAAAUUAAAGCUAUCAUUUUUCAAAAGCUGCCAGUUUUAUAUCUACUUUUACUAUACACCAGUGUGGUGAGCUGUUGGUGCAAUUAUAACAAUAAAAAAACUUGAAUUUUAA